Talaromyces stipitatus ATCC 10500 is the source of this 1899-nucleotide messenger RNA. Its product is annotated as RNA binding protein (Arp), putative. Gene Ontology annotation, molecular function: 3'-5'-RNA exonuclease activity; RNA binding. NCBI's taxonomy places the organism in Eukaryota, Fungi, Ascomycota, Eurotiomycetes, Eurotiales, Trichocomaceae. The record is from RefSeq and is a predicted model, not a curated record. The transcript has 4 exons. The coding region runs from base 1 to 1839 and encodes 612 amino acids.
AUGGCCGCCGUUCUGUCCCCCAUCCCGAAGCUGGACCGCUACAUUGUCAUACACGUUGCGACAACCUGCGAUGAACAUGGUGUUUAUGUGACCAAGGAUUCUGCUGAGGUCAUCGAGCUUGGAUGGAUUUUACUCGACACCAAAAAUUGUGAUGAGUUGCAUCGAGAGAGUAUCCUCGUGAAACCAGUCAAUACGCCAAUUACACCGCUGUGCACGAGCCUGACCACUUUGACAUGGGAAAACGUGCGCAACGCUGGAAGUUUCCGGGAUGCGGUCAAUCGUUUUGAUGCCUUCGCUCAGGAACAUCUUAUCUCCAAAAAUCUCGAGUUUUCUUUCGUGACCCUCGAUUCAUGGGACCUUCGUGUGCAACUUCCUCGGGAAGCCCGCGACAAAGCCGUCGUUCUACCACCAUACCUACAACACUCCCGGACCUUUGACCUUCGUACCGAAUAUCAAAGAUGGCAAACUCACCAUCCGGAGUCGUUGCCAUUCGGUCCCAGCUCUCUUGCUAAUAUCUGCGCUGCUCUCGAGGUGGAACCUGUUCAAUCUUCUGCCCCAAUCAAGCACAACUUGCCUUUCCACCUGCAGGCUCUUGCUCCAGCGUCCCCUCGCCGGGCAAUGGAGGAGGCUAUCACUCUGUCUCGCGUUCUCAAAGGUCUUAUUCGCAAGUCUCAGCCUGCUCAUGAACAUCCCGAAAUCCUCACUCGUCCAAUGGAUGCGAGAGCCGAUGUUCGUGCUUUCUUGGCCGAACGCAGCAAGGUGCUCCAUAUGAGCGGUCUUCCACAUGACACCACCCAGUCAGAACUCGAGAGCUGGUUUACUCAAUACGGUGGCCGUCCUAUUGCUUUCUGGACAUUGCGUACUCCGGAUCAGCACAAGCCUACAGGAACUGGCUUUGCCGUAUUUUCGUCCCAUGAAGAGGCAGCUGAGAGUCUUUGCAUGAAUGGCCGAGCUCUUAAUGAAAAGGCUAUCGAAGUGUCUCCUUCAUCUAGCCGCGUCUUGGACCGUGCCGCCGAGAUUUUGACACCAUUCCCUCCAUCCAAAAAUCGCCCCCGUCCUGGUGACUGGACUUGCCCGUCUUGCGGUUUCUCCAACUUCCAGCGCAGGACUGCUUGUUUCCGUUGUUCAUUCCCUGCCGUGGGUGCUGCCCCUGACCCUUACGGAUACGGAUACGUACCCCCAUCUAUGAUGCCGCCCAUGAACCCUCACGGAGGUCACGGUAUGGGCCAUUCUCGAGUUGGUGGUAACGGUGUUGUUCCAUUCCGUGCAGGUGACUGGAAAUGUGGUUCAGAGGGCUGUGGCUAUCACAACUUCGCUAAGAAUACCAAUUGUCUUCGCUGCGGCGCCCCGCGUUCUGGUGCAGCAGUCGUAGCAGACUCUGCAUUCCCAUCGCCAAUGGAGCCUCCUUCUGGGUUUGGCAUGGGUCCAGGAUCAAUGGCUGGUACCCCUACCCCAGCACCCUUCCCCACCGCUGGCGGAGGUGGUGGUUUUGGUGGAUUUGGGCAGCAAUUUGGGGCCCCUCCAAGCAACUAUGGUUUGCCAUCAGGUCUCGGAAACACUCCCGGUCCUUAUCCACCAAUGGGCCAGAUAAAUGCAGGCUAUGGCUCAGCUAAUGCACCACACUCGGCGACUUCUUUUGGCAAUCCGGCGACUCAAGCCGCCUUCACUGGAGCUGACCACGGCUCUCAUUCGAAUGCCUUGAACGGCAACAACCUUUACACAACCGAUGGUGCUAGCGACCCAUUUGCUUUCCUUUCCACGGGCUUAGGCGGGCUUACUGUCAACGAUGACAACCAUGGCCGCCGAAACGGAGCAGCUGCCAACAAGUCACCCGCAUAAGCGGAUCGUUCUGCAAUCCCCAUUUCCGUCCCUUUACGUCGUUGUUGGUGUCAUUGAAUA